CGGAAGGACACAUCCGCGGUGUCGCUGGACUGGAAUCCGGCACCUUCUGGUUCCGGCUGUGUUGAGAAGUACCCUUCCAAGCCGCCAGGUGGCAGCACGUGCACGCAGCAGCUGAAGUGAGAGCGUCGGCGCCGCGACCUGCUGCCGCCAUGAGACUCUGUUCCACCGUGGCCCGCUGGAGCUGCCAAGUCCCCAAGCUGGCGCAGCUUCUCACCGUGAGGCAGUUGACCCGCCAGCACCACCUGCUGGCCGCCGCGCUGACCCGGUGGGACCCGGGAAGCGUCUGCGCGCGCCAGCCGUGGGGCUGCUCCGGUGGGAGGCCGAGGCUCCCCUGUCGGAGGUUCAAGAGCAACAGCGAGAAAGGUGCAGCCGGGACGACAGCAGACGAGGAGGAGGAGGAGGAGGAGGAGGAGGAGGCCCACGGCGAGGAUGAAGAGCAGCCGGACGCCAGUGUACCAGACGGCUACAAGGACGUGGAGAAAUCCGUGCAGUCGUUUCGCUACGACAUGAUCAUGAAGGCGGGUCUGGACGUGGCACGCAAUAAGAUCGAAGACGCCCUCUACCACAGCCGCCUCCGACUCAACGGCCAGCGGCUGCUGAAGAAAAGCAAAAAGGUGAGAGUCGGGGACACUCUGGACCUGAUCGUGUCGGAGGACAAGGAGGCCGGCACGGUGCAACUGAAGCGGGUGGUCCUCAGAAAGGUCUUGUGGGAGUCUCCUGAGGAGGAGAGGUUCAAGGUCAGCUUGAGGCGGUGGAAGAUUCUGGAGCUCCGCAGCCAGGAGGCUUCGAAGUUGGACUCGGGACCCGUCCAGGGCCAUGGGACGCGCGAGGUGCCUGCGGGGGCAGGUGGAUGAGCCGCGGACUGGACUCGGGUGUGUUGAAGCACGAGGUGAAUAAAAGUGUCCUGGCCCGGACCCUCCACGGCUCCUUCCCAGGUGUCCAGGCGGUGGCAGGCGGGCUGUGAUGUCAUCACCCAGCGACACGUUUUCCAGAUGCGUCCUCUUGGUAUGAAGAGCGACCUGCAGGAGUGAGAGGUGGAGCUGAGCUCUGCAGGUCAGGUGACGCUGGAGCGUGACACCCACUUCAGUGGUGCUGUGCUUUUAUUAGAGACAUGUCAGCGGCUUAGAACUUGUAUAAGACGACCACACACUGUCAGCGCGGUGGAGGAAGGACGCGGCGUGUGCUAGCAAGUCGCCGCAGUCGACGCUAAGGCUACGACGUCCAAGUGUUAGCGGAGCCAGGCGCCACCUAGGGGCCGGCGGUGGCGCCGCGCCUGGCCUUCUUGAGCAUGUCGCACUUCUUGCGGUUGGGCCUUCGGCAGCGCUCGUCGAUGCUCGGCACGCACUCGUAGUGCCACACCUCCUCCAUCUUUUCCGCCGGGAAGACGCUCUCCACGUAGUGGCGGAUCAGGCGCAGGCGGACCGGGUCCAGCUGCUUCUUGUUGCAGGCCCCCGAGUGGUUGUACUGCAGCCGCAGGUUCUCCUGCGUGAAGAGCUCCGGGAAGAGUCGCACCAGGAGUCGGGCGGCAAAGUUCCCCACGGACAGACUCUGCUGGACGAUUUCCCGGACCUGGGCGCUGGAGAGCAGGACGCCAGGCGGCACAGGGAAGUCGGGCACGGACACGCUGAGCUCCUCCAGGGGGAUUUUGCAGAAGUCUUUAUUGCUCUUCUCAGCCGUGACCGCGGGAACCUCUCUGACCAUCUCGGGAUCCAGCUGACUCAGCAAGUCCGGCCCCACUUCUCGCCCACCGACGCAACACUGGCGUCUGCGGCACCUUUGGUUCAGUGGAGCCAGGAGCUCCGAGGUCCAAACCCGCUGGUUCCUGGCCGGUGGGUAGACCAACUGCACGUAGUGUCGGAGGAGCUCGACACGGACGGGGUCCAGCUGCCUCUCUCCCACGGAGGCGCUGCAGCGCGCCGGCACCGUCCCUCGGCUGCAGAGCUCCGGGAACAGAAGCACCAGCAGCCGCCAAGCAAAGUCCUCCACGGACCAGCUGCAGUCGUAGCUGCUCCUCAGCUGCUCUCUGGACAGAAGCUGCUCCUGAGGAACCGCGAAGCUCGGCGGCGGGAUUUCCAGAGCCUGGAAGUCUACUGGCGGCAAGAGCGGCCUGCUCUCCGGCUCUGACGCCUGAGGCCCGGUGGCAGCCGGGGCGUCGGCCUCGCUACUGCGAGGACCUUCCAGCGCCUCCUCCAGCUGCUGGCCACAGACUUGCAGCCAGUUGUCUUCCGGCACGUCGGGGAAGUGCGCCUCCAUGUAGCGGCGGAUGAGUUCCACUUCGUCAGAGUCCAGCGUCGGCUGCCCUGCGCCGCCCUGCUGCGGCGGGAAGAGGCGGCGCAGGAGGAGCAGUGCAGAGUCCUCCGGCGAGGAGAGGUGGUCCGGCUGGGCGAGCGCCUGCUCCAGCGGGCGGCGCUCUUCCGCAGCCGUCCGCAGCCGCGCGCCCUGCGUGUCUCUCUGCGCCCAGAAGCCGUUGAAGAAGCGGUUGAGCUGGAGCAGGCACUGGUCCCGCCAGACGUGGUGGCUCCUGACCGCGGGGUAGCACACCUCCACGUAGUUCCGCACCAGCUGCAGGUGGAGGGAGCCCGGCGGGCGGCGGGAGCAGCGGGCGGCGGCUCGGAAGAGCUCGGGGAAGAGCUGCAGCAGCAGGCGGCAGCCCAGCUCCCCGGCGCUGGACGUCUGCUCCAUCAGCUGCUUCAGCUCCUCCCGGGUCAGCAGGUACUCGGGCGGGGGCCGGAAGUGGCAGGGCCACGGGGCCGGCGGCACCUGCUCCUGGAUGCGCAGCAGCUCCAGCGUCAGCAGGUCCACUUUGCUGUGCAGCUGCGUCACGCGGGAGUCCAGGCUGUUGAGGAUGAAGAUCAUCUUCUCCAUCAGCGGGACCAGGCCCGACGCCUGGGGCGAGCCCUCGUCAGGAGGGGAGCCCGCCGCGCUUCGCCUGUCCCAGAUCCUGUGUGAGAUGCUGAAGAGCGGCCUGCGCCGGGAGCUUUGCCGCGUCUCUCCGGCAGGUUCCGGCAGGUGUCCACUCAUCUGCACGACACACAGCAGUCAGCGGUGGGAGAGCCGGCCCCGGGCGAGGCCUCUGGAGAGUCACCUUCCCGGACAGUCUGGCCCGCUUGUUGCUCCAUGGAGCCGCCGCCGCGGCUCGUCCUCUCUCAGGCGCAGCGUCCCCCUCCUCGAUGUGGACCUUCUGUUCUGAGGACCGAGAGAGUGAGGUCAGUCGCUGGCCUCCGACCACUGAAUCAGGGGCCCCUCCACGUGAUGGCUGGAGCCGCUUCUUUCCUGCGGCUCCUGAGACAGGAGGACAGGCGUGGCUCCGUCGCUGAAGACCCCGAUGUGUGGGGGGCACUUUUGAGACGUACCUUGGCCGGGCACCGCUGCGUCCCCAAGUUGAGCAGGAUUCAUGGCCUGAAGGAGGAGAGCGGGGCUGGGGUCAGUGCAAGGGCUCCUCACUGCGUCUGACCUCUGACCCUGAAGCUCGCUCUUCACGACACCACGAACGGAGCGGACCCCAUCACGACCCUCAACACUUGCUCAUCCUUCAUCCGCCCACAGGCGGCGCGGAACCCAGCUCGUCAUCACCACAGUGGCUUCACUCUGAGGCGUUAAAGCCCCCCCCACCCCACUCACCUCCGCCCGUCCACGCAGUUCCCGCGCCGUCUAACCGCAGAGCGGACAUCUCCCGGGAGCGUUGGUGUCGGUUCGUGUUGAGCUCUUGCUGGUGUUGUUGCUCACCAUUGUUUUUCUCUCGCUUGUGGCCAGUCUCGCGUGAUGUGAUGGCAUCUGCGUCACUUCCGCCCAGAUGCGAGGAAACGCUCAGGCGCGCGCAGAAAGUGCGGUAUUUGAAUAAAAUAAAUGUCUCUACAAAUCACUCGACCUCACUGAAACAAGAUCGCUUUCUUUUCC
Molecule: messenger RNA, 3897 nt
Organism: Synchiropus splendidus (mandarinfish)
Lineage: Eukaryota; Metazoa; Chordata; Actinopteri; Syngnathiformes; Callionymidae
Gene: mtres1
Product: mitochondrial transcription rescue factor 1
Exons: 4
Coding region: 150-854 (234 amino acids)
Source: RefSeq, a predicted model, not a curated record